AUGGCAAAGCUGCCAUUCAAGCAUUCAAAUAGAAAUAGGAUUUAUGGGAGGAUCAUCAAAGAGAAAGUGAAGCUUCCACCACGCCAUAGCAUUGAAGCUCACUCUUUGCUCAAAGGAUUUGUGCAAAAGGGCCCAUUGAAAAUGAUAGGGAGCAGACCCAGGGGAGGAGAUGAGAUCAAAAGCAAUAGAUGA
Molecule: messenger RNA, 192 nt
Organism: Ilex paraguariensis (yerba mate)
Lineage: Eukaryota; Viridiplantae; Streptophyta; Magnoliopsida; Aquifoliales; Aquifoliaceae
Source: the annotation of a GenBank genome assembly